AUGCGUUUCGCUCUGACUCUCACUGCCUUCGUCGGCUCUGUCGCCGCUCUGUCCAUCACCUCUCCCAAGAAGGACCAGGAUGUCGACCUCAGCGAGAAGACCACCAUCGAAUGGAGCUCGGUCAGCUCUGAUCCCUCCUCCUUCGACAUCUACCUCGUCAAGAUGAACUCCUACCCUCCCGUCAACAAGCUUGUCGCCGAGAACGUCAAGACCAGCGAGGGCUCCUACACCAUUGACGGUGUCUCCGCCGACAACGGAUCCGGCUACCAGAUCAACUUUGUCUCCAGGGAUCCCCAGAACACCGGCAUCCUCGCCCAGUCGCAGCAGUUCAAGGUCGAGUCCUCCGGCUCCUCGACCACCUCCGACUCGACUUCUAGCGCCUCUGCUACUGGCUCCGCGUCUACUUCCUCUUCUAGCACCGGUACGGUCUCUAGCACUGCCUCUGCCUCUGCCACCGCUUCUGCCUCUGCCACCGCUUCUUCCACCUUGAGCAAGUCCGCCUCUGGCACAGCUUCCAAGACUGCCUCCGCCACCGGCAGCGAAACCAGCGGCGCCUCCGCUUCCAGCACCAGCUCCCCCACCACCACCCCCAACGGUGCCGGCUCGCUCACCGUCCCCGCUGGAUCGCUCCUGCUUGGUCUGGUCGCCCUGGCUCUGUAA
Messenger RNA from Aspergillus fumigatus Af293, 660 nucleotides. RefSeq names its product extracellular conserved serine-rich protein. Lineage: Eukaryota; Fungi; Ascomycota; Eurotiomycetes; Eurotiales; Aspergillaceae. The record is from RefSeq and is a predicted model, not a curated record.